Centrocercus urophasianus (Greater sage-grouse) is the source of this 933-nucleotide messenger RNA. Its product is annotated as olfactory receptor 1019-like. NCBI's taxonomy places the organism in Eukaryota, Metazoa, Chordata, Aves, Galliformes, Phasianidae. The record is from RefSeq and is a predicted model, not a curated record. Gene Ontology annotation, biological process: sensory perception of smell; G protein-coupled receptor signaling pathway. The transcript has 2 exons. Gene Ontology annotation, cellular component: membrane. Bases 1 to 933 code for a protein of 310 amino acids. Gene Ontology annotation, molecular function: olfactory receptor activity; G protein-coupled receptor activity; odorant binding.
AUGGCAGAAGAGAAUCGAUCCUUGGCAGCAGAGUUCAUUCUUGAGGGCUUUAGUGAUCAUCCCAAGAUGAAGGCGGCCCUCUUUGUGGUGUUUCUGCUCAUCUACGUCAUCACCCUUUUGGGCAAUGUGGGGAUAAUUGUCCUCAUCCGAGCUGACCCCAGGCUCCACACUUCCAUGUACUUCUUCCUCAGCAGCCUCUCGGUGGUCGACAUCUGCUUUUCGUCUGUGACUACCCCCAGGACCCUGGUGAACUUCCUAUCAGAGAGGAGGACUAUUUCCUUCACUGGCUGUACAGGCCAAACUUUCUUCUACAUUGUGUUUGUGACCGCUGAGUGCUUCCUGCUGGCUGUCAUGGCUUAUGACCGGUACGUUGCCAUCUGUAACCCAUUGCUCUACUCAACCAUUAUGACUCGCAGGCAGUGCAUGCAGUUAGUGGUAGGGUCCUACGUCGGGGGCAUCCUCAAUGCCAUUAUACAGAUGGCCUUCAUUGUGAGACUGCCCUUCUGUGGCUCCAACAUCAUAAACCACUUCUUCUGUGAUGUUCCUCCCCUCCUGGCCCUCUCCUGUGCCAGCACCUACAUCAACGAGAUGAUCCUCUUCUCCCUAGCUGGAAUCAUUGAACUCAGCACUGUCGUCAUCAUCCUGGUCUCCUACAUCUUCAUCUCCUGUGCCAUCCUGAGGAUCCGUUCAGCUGAAGGCAGGCAAAAAGCCCUCUCCACCUGUGCAUCCCACCUGACAGCUGUCACCCUGUUGUACGGAACAACAAUAUUCAUGUAUUUGCGGCCCAGCUCCAGUUAUUCCCUCAACACGGACAAGGUGGUCUCUGUCUUUUAUACAGUGGUGAUUCCGAUGCUGAACCCGCUCAUCUACAGCCUGAGGAACCAGGAGGUGAAGGAUGCCUUGAGGAAAACAGUUGGCAAAAAGCUUUUUUAA